This is a messenger RNA of Leptopilina boulardi, 2491 nucleotides long. Its product is annotated as cylicin-1-like. The record is from RefSeq and is a predicted model, not a curated record. The transcript is spliced from 10 exons. Bases 949 to 2451 code for a protein of 500 amino acids. Lineage: Eukaryota; Metazoa; Arthropoda; Insecta; Hymenoptera; Figitidae.
AUAUAUAUAUAUAUACGUAUAUAUAUAAUAAAAAAAAAACAAAUUACAUAAAAUUAAUGUUAAAACUAAUUUUAUUUAUACCUUUUUUCAUUUGUAAAUUUUUCAGAAACUUUAUGAGAUAAAACAUUUAAAAUUCAAGUAUAAAUAAUUAAAUUUGAAUUUAUCAAGUCUUUUGUCCCUGAGGAGGGAUAAAAAAAUUUUCUAAUUAUUUAAUUAUUCUUUUUUUUUUUUACAAUUUUUCGUCUCUGUGGGGCAUUUAUUAGCAACGACGGCUUGCAUUAAUAAAGUUGGCAGUGCGCACUCCAUAAAACGAACUCUUUCCAUUAAAGCAGCUUGGCGCCUUUCCAGAGAAGCGUUUCUUUUUUCAUAAUGACUAAGAAUCGUUUUCCAACAACUCUCUUUUUUACUUUUAUCAUCUAUUAAUGAAGACGAUGAUUUAUUAUCUGACAUUUUAUGUAUAUGUAAUUUUUCACUCAAAAUUUACUUCAAUUAUUUUAUUACCGAGAAAUUUUGACACAAAAGUGUCGCAAAACUUUUUUAAUUACUCUGAAUUUAUCUGUAAUUUUUUUUUGUUACGAAACGUCAUUAAUGGAACAUAAUUUAUUUUAACCAAAAAAAAAAAAUAUGACAUCAAAAUAAACACAAUGGAGAAUAAUAAAAAAAAAAAUAAGAAUUUAAUUUUUCAAUUUUGUUAAUUAAUAGAUUAAUUACUUGCUUGGAAUUUUGUUAUAAAUUUUUAUUUCCAUUUGCAGAAGAAAUAACUUUCGUGGAAUAAAAGUAGAUUUACUAAGAGAAUAUUAAUUAUUAUAUAAUACUUGACGCGCAUAUUUACAAUGAAAAUUAUGACUGAAAUUUUACUAUUUAAUUUUUCAAAAUGAGUGAAAAAUAUCCAUAUUCCGCAAAAUUCACAUGAUUUUUUAUAUUUGAAUAAAAAAUUUCAUUAAUCCAAUGAAAACUGAAAGAGUAUCAAAUAUUCUGAACAAUUUAAUUGAAUAUUUUGAAGAAAUUUUACGAAAAGCAAAAGCAAACGAUUUGUGUCAUCUUAUCGAGCCAAUAGAGGAAACAAUUUUAAAAGUGAAGGAAUUGAAAAAAACAAUAAAAGUGAAAUGUGACUCAACUGUUGAUUUUCAAAUGGCUUGCUCCUGCAAUGAUUGGGGUCCCGAUUUUAUUGCCUCAAAUGGACAAUGGAUGUGCGAUAAGUGCAAAGAAAAUUGUUCAUGUUCACAAAUAUGGGACAGUCAAAUAAAUUUAGUUGAGAAAAAAAUUCCAAUAGAAUCCAAUGAUCAAAAAGAAGAUAAACAUUGUCAAAAUAAUGAAAAUUCAUGUGAAACUAAUGAAGAAAUUUGCAUUAAUCAAAAAUUGGAAUAUAAAAAUAAUACAAAACCUUCGGUUUCAAUUUUGUACAAUCGAUUGAAUAGAAAAAAAGAUUAUUUAGAAAAUUUAAUAAUUCCUGAUGCAAAUUUACCUAAUAAAUCAUUUAUUAAUUGCAAUGACAAAAAUGAUUUGACAAAUUUAAAAUGUCAAAAUUGUAAAUGUUCAAUUGACAAAAAUGGAAAAGAAAUUAAAACCGAUGAAUGUAAAUUAGCUUCUAAACGAGAGACAAGUAGAAAAAGGAAUUUAAAAAAAUUUGUUAAAGAAAAAAAAUAUAUUGAAUCAUCAUUUCGCAUGGAUUUAGAGCCUCGAGAUUCAAAAGACGAGAGUUGCAGAGAAGAAAUAAAAGAAUUAUCACCUCAAUUUCAAAUAAUUGAAAAGAAUCAAAUAAAUUGCGAGAAACCGGAAAAACCACUAACAUGUUCCGAAAUGACAGAAUAUAUAAUAUCCAAAAACGAUGAAUCAAAUAAAAAAUCUGCUGAUAAUUUAUUAAUAACUGUAAAAGUGAAAGAGGUGGGAAAAUUUGAAAGAAAAAUUUGUAAACCAUGUUCACCGGGAAAAACUGAAAAAGAAUUGAAAACAAUGCCAAAAAGUAUAAAAUCGAAAGAUAAAAUUAUUAUUGAAGAAAAUGUUAAUUGUAAAAUGGAAAAAAUUACAACAGCUUGUAAUGAAUGUUUGCCGUCAGGAAAAAGGACAAGUUUUAAUAAAAAAACUGGCUGUCAGUGUUCGCAAGCCUGGAGAGAAAAAUUAAAUUAUACAGUUUUAGAAAAAAAUAGAACUUGUUCCGAAAGUCGAAAUGAAAUAACAACUCAAAAUCACGAUGGAAAAGCGAAGAAAUCAGAAAAAGAAAUAAAACAAAAAUUAAAAAUUGAAAAUGCACAUUGUUCGAAUAAUUUAUCUAGCCCUGCGACAAGUACAGAAAUGCUCUGCUCUUGCGGUUGUGGAUAUUUUACUGAAGGCGUAUCUGAAAUACGUCCUGUUUCUUGUAACAAUAUAUCAAAAAAUUCAAAAAUGUCGGCAUUAAAAAAUAAAUCACAAAACUUUGAUUGUGAAGGAAGCUGUGAAUGGUGCAAUAGUUAAUCGAAAAUUAAUAAUAAAAAAAUUGUUCUUUUUCUCGAAA